UGCGUCUGGUCGUCUCGCGGGCCCCCCGCACCUGCAGCCACGUUUCAGGAAUCGGGAUUCGCGAUCGUGCGGCGUAGCGUGAGCUACCGUUCGGUCUCUCGGCGUGUUUGCGUGCGUGUGUGUGUGUGUGUGUGUGUGUGCGUGCGUGCGGCAAAGUGCGCGCUUACGGCCGCUUACGUGCAUCAGCCCGGGGGAGAAAUGGAGGACGUUUUGAACGAGGUCGUCUCUUCAGAGGAUCUGAAGAAAUUCGAGACUGUGUACAAUGACCAGUUGGACUCGUCGGACGUUACGAGCAAGGCUCAAUUCGAGUACGCCUGGUGCCUUGUGAGGAGCAAAUACUCGGCGGACAUUAGGAAAGGGAUAGUGCUGCUGGAGGACCUCUAUAGCAACAGCGAUUCGGAGAAGCGCGAUUGUCUGUACUACCUGGCCAUCGGGAAUGCCAGGAUAAAGGAGUACUCCAAGGCGCUCUCGUACGUAAGGGCGUUCCUACAGAUCGAACCCGCGAACUUGCAGGUGCAGCAGUUGGAGUCGUUGAUAAGGAAGAAGAUGGAAAAAGAGGGCCUUAUGGGUAUAGCUGUCGCGGGAGGUGUUAUUAUCGGUAUCGCAAGUAUUCUGGGCCUGGGCAUCGCGAUGGCCAAAAAGAAUUAGUUACCCCCCUUUCCCCCUGAAAGAACUAUUAGUACUGUGACUAUACAAGUACAUUUGUGAUGUAGCCUGUUUGCGUGAAAUGGUGUGUAACUUGCGUCGUAUUGCCGUUUGAGACAGCGACCAGUCUCAAAUGUACCAGAAACGUUAACCAAAUCCAAUAAAUGUAAUUUGUAACGUUAUUUUUCUAUUAAUCACAAAGAAAGGAGGGCAGGGAGAAAAACCGGCUUAUAAAUACCGAUUCGUUCAAUUGUUUAUGUUAAUUUAAUCGUAGCACACAAAACGCCAUUCUUUUAAUAAUUAAUAACAAAAGUAUCUGUCGAACGAUCGAGCCAGUUUAAUUUCCGGUACAUUCAUCGAAAUUACGUGCGAUCAUUUUCUCACAUUCCGAAGUUACAUGCGAUUAUUUUUUACAUUGUAUACGUUACGCGUGUCGCGCACACGGAUGUGGAUAUAUCGCGUAAGGAUACAUGUGUAUCCAUGAGGUUUUGUAUUAACCAAUUUUAUUUAUACGCGAGUGUGCUUGACAAAAACGUACACCAAAGCGCUGAUCGGAAUUGCAGAACGAUAUAAAUUAUAGCUUUUGUAUAUAAUUAGGGUUGUAUUUACAGUUGUACGCGCGUAUCGAUUUAUGUUGUUAUCCUUUUAAUAAAAGUCAAUGUUGGAAGCUA
Vollenhovia emeryi is the source of this 1316-nucleotide messenger RNA. It is a transcript of the gene Fis1, whose product is annotated as mitochondrial fission 1 protein. The record is from RefSeq and is a predicted model, not a curated record. The coding region runs from base 199 to 648 and encodes 149 amino acids. Gene Ontology annotation, cellular component: mitochondrial outer membrane; peroxisomal membrane. Gene Ontology annotation, biological process: peroxisome fission; mitochondrial fission; mitochondrial fragmentation involved in apoptotic process. NCBI's taxonomy places the organism in Eukaryota, Metazoa, Arthropoda, Insecta, Hymenoptera, Formicidae. The transcript is spliced from 4 exons. Gene Ontology annotation, molecular function: protein binding.